This is a messenger RNA of Agelaius phoeniceus (red-winged blackbird), 726 nucleotides long. Lineage: Eukaryota; Metazoa; Chordata; Aves; Passeriformes; Icteridae. The record is from RefSeq and is a predicted model, not a curated record.
AUGGCGCGGACCCUGAGACCUGACGACAUCAACCCCCGGACGGGACUGGUGGUGGCUCUGGUCAGCGUCUUUCUGGUGUUCGGCUUCAUGUUCACCGUGUCUGGCAUCAAGGGAGAGACCCUGGGAGACAUCCCGCUGCUGGCUAUCGGGCCGGCCAUCUGCCUGCCGGGCAUCGCCGCCAUUGCCCUCACCAGAAAGACCGACGGCUGCACCAAAUGUCCCGAGAACAUGCGUCCGUGCUGUAAGGAGGUCAGGGACCGGGAUGUCAUGGAACUGCUAAGGACCCCCUCCGACCUGGAGUCUGGCAAGGGAAGUUGUGACGAGCUAGACAGGAAAACUUACCGCAAGGACAGGAGAGGGCUGAGGGAAGAGGACACCGUGUUCAUCUGCACCACCAGCACCACCGCCGCUGCCCCGGCAGAGUGCAAGAGCCCCACCAAAAAGGUAGAGCAGGAGGAGAUGCUGAAAUACCUAGAGAGCUGUUACCCAGAGAUGCCAGAGAACGUGUUCGUGGGAGAUAGCUCCACAUACAGUGCCUUGGAGAAGAAGAGCUCUUCUUCCAGCAGGGACAGCACUCCUUGCCCUGACAUUGAAGACAACAUUUUUGUGGCUCCUAAAGAUAGUGUCAUUGUCUGCUCUUACAAGGAUAACAACCCUUCUGACAGGUACUGUUGUUACAUAAACCCCACUGGAGUCAAUUCAGACCAAGAGACGACCAUUGUGUGA